Symbiodinium necroappetens is the source of this 4427-nucleotide messenger RNA. NCBI's taxonomy places the organism in Eukaryota, Dinophyceae, Suessiales, Symbiodiniaceae. The record is from the annotation of a GenBank genome assembly.
GCCUUGGGCUCAUGCUCAUCUUGUCUGCAGCAGUGGCGCGGGGGACCUUUGUCCUUUGUGAGUAUGAUGCCUCACCAGGCUCCGAUGACUUGACAGAAGUCUCACGGAAGGUGCUCCCAAAGAUACCGCGUACUGGGGCCAUAAAGUCCUAUGUGUAUGGAGGUCACACCUUCAACUACUUGCUGGAUAAGGAGCUGAUCUUCUUGUGUAUCGCCUCCCCUACUGCCGGCACCGAAAUGGUCUUCGAGUUUCUCAGCGAGUUCCGUCGAAGUUUUGAGGCACAGACCCGACGGCUGGGACACCGCGAGGACGAGCUUGCCAGGAUGCUGCGAGAUCUCAUCUCGCGCUAUAACAGUGAUGGUGGUGGCAAGAUGCAGCAGAUGGAGAGAGAUCUCGAGGAUGUGGCUGACAUCACUCAAAAUGCCCUGGCCAAAGUCAUCGAGCGCGGCGAGCGCAUCGACUCUUUGCUCGACAAAACCGCCGCUUUGAAGUCGGAGUCUGUCUCUUUCCGAACGAACGCAAAGCGUUACAACGAUGAUCUCUGGUGGCGAGACCAGAGAGGCCGAAUGCUCCUCGGCAUCGUUGCCAUGGCGGUCAUCGUUGUCAUCACCUUUCUCAGCGUGCAUCAGAAUGAGCAUGUCGCAGCAGAGCGAACAUCAUCCCAGCUUGUAUAUGGGCGGAGAUUCCACGGGCUGGUCAUGGACAGGACCAACUGCCUCACGAUUGGAAGCCUCAGCACUCAAGCAGGUGAAGCUUGCAGGGCUGCAUUGUCCACUUGCUUCGGCAUAGGCCAGCGGCUUCUCCACGGUGGAUUCGAGGCUGAGUCUGUAAAGACGAAAGAGACGACGGAGAUGGCGGAGGAAGCCGAGGAGACACCUGGCUCUCGCGAAGUACGAGUGUGGCGUUCGAUGAAGGGUCUGACGUCGCAGUCUCAACUCGCUUUUGAAGAUUUGUCGCCUGCCGGUGGAGAACAGCAGCCGGAAUCAGGCUCUUCUGGCGAGUCGAGCUGCGAGGUGCAAGAGAUCCUUGAGCCAGAGCACGGGACGCUUCCCAAGGAGGGCACAGCAGCCUCCUCCGAGACAGAGCCGGCAGACACAGGCACCGGCACCGAGUCGGACACAGCUUUGCCUGAAGAUGUGGCCCUGCUCGAAGAGCCCUACUCCGCCAGUGAAGGCAGUGAGAGGUUAAGCACAGACACUGCGGCUCCCGGGAACGCCGUUGACAUGGGGCGCAGCCUCCUGGAGCUCCUGAGGACAGGGGCGGCAGCAAAGCCCACUGACGCCUCUGCUGUGGAAGAAGCCCAGCUCAUCUGUGGAGCCAGUCUUGAAAAGACAACCGAGGAGCCAGAUGAAUUCAGCUCUCCCUUGCCACUGCCACACAUUGCCGGACUGAGCUCAGCACUUUGGGAGAGUCUGGUCUGGCCGUUGAUGGAUCCAAGGCAUCCAAAAGCCUUCGUCGGACACGACGCAUUCAGAGGAUGCUCGCACAUGCCAACCGGACUCAGACCUCAGGUCCUGGUGGAUGAACGCAAGACCUAUCAGAUCAUGGCCAUGUUCAAGCCUUCUGGAUGGGCAACCUGCUCAACCCCUCAAUGGGAAGGCCUCGAAGGCAACCUCAUUCGACACGUGUGGUGCUACUUCAAUGCCCCAACUGCGGCUCCAUGCCAUCGCCUCGACAAAGGCACCUCCGGCAUCGUGUUAGUGGGCACCAACAAAACGGCUUCCAAGCACAUCUGUCAGCAAAUUCUUAACAAAGGGAUCGUGAAGCAGUACGUGGGCCUCUGCCAUGGCAUGGUGGAGCCGGGGAUGGGCGUCUUCUCAGCGCCGUUGGCUCUGAGCCGUGCAGACAGGCCUCUUGGUGCCUGCUCAACAGAGGGCCGUGAAGCGGUGACCCGCUUCCGUGUCCUGGGAUACUUCCACGGUGCCUGGGGAAGCUUCAGCUUGCUCCAGGUGCAGAUCGAACAUGGACGACAGCACCAGAUCCGUCUGCACAUGGCGUCGCUUGGGCAUCCCAUAGUUGCCGAUGCUCGGUACAACCCCCACAAGGCAAAAGAUGACGCUGAGAUUUGCUCACGGUUGUUCCUACAUGCAUGCUACUUGCGCUGUACAUUGCUGUCCAUGGAUUCUAUGGAGUCGGAGAAGAAGGAAGAUCCCUUUGCUGUUGCCUGCCACCUGCCUCCAGAACUGCGUCGUGUUCUGCUCCAUGAGCUGAGCUUGGACAGGACAUCCAGUGCACGGCUUCCUGAAUCUGCACGGCAGCUGUGUGAAGUGCUUCUUCAUCCGGAGGCGAGCAGACAGGAGAGUCAUGGCCACGGGAACCGGCACUCGAUACAGCGCCGAGCAGACAUGGACGAGCUUCAUGAGAGUCGCUUGACCCUUCGUCGAAGAGAUGAGUUCAUGCGCCGCUUCCACUUCAAUAACAAGGAACGUACGGAAAUCAUACGCAUUUUGGGCCAACUCAAGACAAGCAAGGAGCGAAGCGCAGCUCUUCAGCAGUUCCGAGUUCUAGGACAAAGAACACCCGACUUCAUCGUAGGUCGGUUUGCAAAAUAUGUGGACGGGCUCCUGCGCUGGAGUCCUUGCAAGAACGGCUCCACGGAAGAGGGUGAGCUUGCGCCGGACAUGUGUGCCGCGUGCAAGGCCAAGGCCCCGGAGGCGGAAGCUCCUUGCGCAGAGUCAACCGCGCCGGAGCAGCUCACAGAGAUGCCCCAGGUGAGUGGCCCGCUGCAGAUCCUGACAGAGUCGGUGUGGUGUGAUGUCUGUGGGGAGAUGGAAAAACAGGUCUCGGUGCAGGCUCCAUCGUUGGAGCUUCGAAUGCGCUUGCCUGGCAUUAAUGGUCGCAGGCCUCCCUGUCAGCCGGUUCGGAGACGCAGGAACACUAGAGAUUUCCGCACGACCUGGAAAGUGAAGAACAGUGGAAAGAGGGCAGCUGAAGCGCAUGAAGAUGAGGAGCUCGAGGAGGACUGUGAGGAGGAGGAUGACGACAACGACGAUGACGAGGACGAUGCAGUCGAUGACGAUGAAGAGGCUGAGGACGACGAUGAGGAAGAGGAGCUGGAGGAAGUAUCCUCGUACAGAACCAGGAGGUGGCAGCCUGCCGGCUACAAGGCGAAAGAGCCAGCAGCUGCAGAUGCGCAGGCUCAAGUUCAAGGCCUCCAGCGUACGGUUCGAGACUUGGUGGAAGGAAGAGGCGGCUCUGUGGAUGGCGUUUGGCUCGCUGGCAAAGUAGCUCCAAGCUUCAACAUGUACGUCCGAGAGAACAGUAGGCGGAACGAUGGCAGCCUCAAGAAGUGGUUGAUGUCCAUACCAGGAGCGGCAAACAGCUCGCCUGAGCCCUCCAAACGAGCGGUCAACGUAGGUCCCACCACCUUGCCGGGUACCUCCAACAAGCUUGGGCUGUUGGAAGCACGAAGGACCCAAGACAAUCAACUCAUUCGGCUUGGCAAGGCUUCAGCUAGGCUAGCUUUGAGCCUAGCUGUCUGCAGAGCCAUGUCCGAGGCGACCCUUGCUCUGCGAAAGGUGAGGCUCAUCACAGCUGUGAAGACGCCUUAUCUUCCUGAUGGAAAGGUGGAUCUCGAGGCUUACGAAAAGAUUGUGGAGCACCAAAUCGCCAAUGGAGUCGAAGGCUUGAUUGUUGGCGGCACGACAGGGGAGGGUCAUCUCCUUUCCUGGGACGAACACCUGAGCCUCAUCGCGCACACGAAGGCCAAAUUCGGAGGCCGAAUCCUCAUUGUCGGAAAUACUGGCAGCAACCACACUGCAGAGGCCGUCUGGGCCACGGAGAAGGGCUUCGCUGCUGGGAUGGAUGCCUCGCUUCUGAUCAAUCCGUACUACGGCAAGACGUCUGACUCCGGGAUUAUCAUGCAUUUGGAAGCGGCGCUCAAGUUCGGACCAGCCUUCAUCUACAAUGUGCCGGGGCGAACGGGGCAGGACAUCAAGUCCAGCGUGAUGGUAAAGAUCAAGGAUCACCCUAAUUUUGUGGGCGUCAAGGAGUGCAUGGGCCACGAGCGCAUCGAGGAGUACAGCAGUAUGGGCGUUUGCUGCUGGUCUGGCAACGAUGACCAGAUGCACGAAUCGAGACAUCAGCAUGGAGCUGUUGGUGUCAUCUCUGUCACGUCGAACAUUGUGCCAGCUCUGGUCAAGAAGCUUAUGACAGAGAAGGAUGAUGCUUUAGAUGCCAAGCUGCAGCCACUAUACAAGUGGCUUUUCACAGAUCCAAACCCAAUCGGUGUUAACACCAUGUUGAUGAUGCUCGGUGCUGCUAAGCCAGUCUUUCGCUUGCCGUAUACCUUCGUUCCAAGGGACCGAAGAACACAAGGAGUGGAGCUGCUCACGUCCAUCGGUUUAGAGAACUGCCCUGCGUUCGGAGAGCUGAAGGCACUUGAGGACGCCGAAUUUCAACACACGCUUGGAGAGAUGGGCCACUAG